Messenger RNA from Mytilus californianus (California mussel), 13701 nucleotides. RefSeq names its product UHRF1-binding protein 1-like. The record is from RefSeq and is a predicted model, not a curated record. The transcript is spliced from 18 exons. NCBI's taxonomy places the organism in Eukaryota, Metazoa, Mollusca, Bivalvia, Mytilida, Mytilidae. Bases 60 to 4541 code for a protein of 1493 amino acids.
UCGGUCAGCAACCAGUUACCAUGACCUAAUGAUACAUUUUCUUUGAAAAAGGCCUGAAAAUGGCUUCAAUUUUAAAAAACCAAAUUCUUAAGCAUCUUUCAAAAUUUACAAAGAAUUUAUCUCCUGACAAGAUCAACCUUAGUACACUUAAGGGUGAGGGAGAGUUAUCUAACCUUGAAUUAGAUGAAGCCAUUUUAAUGGAAUUGUUGGAUCUUCCAACAUGGAUGAGAUUAAAACGAGCAGUAUGUAAUAAGGUGUCAAUCAAGAUCCAGUGGACAAACUUAAAAUCCAAACCAAUAUGUCUGUAUCUGGAUGAAGUGAUAUUAGAAAUUGAAACUUGUGAAGAACCAAGGCCGCCGAGUAAUCCAGCCCAUUUAGCUAGCUAUAGGUCUGGAGGAAAAUAUGGAUUUGUUGAUAGAGUUAUUGAUGGCAUCUAUGUUCAGAUCAACUCUGUGUCUGUCAAGUUUAUUUCACGUCAGUUUAAUGCAACAUUACAGCUAUCCAGAGUUCAAGUUGGAAGUGUAACACCAACAUGGCAAAAGACAAGUCACCUUGGCAACACAAAGUUGAAAGAUCCAGAUAGAGGAGAAAUCCUUUUAUUCAAAGAAGUUGAAUGGCAGACGACACGAAUUGAGGCCACAGCAGUUGAAGGAGAAUCUAGUGAACAGUUUGUAACCACUCCCCUCAGAUUUAUAGCCAACCAAUCAAAAAUCAGAAUUGCUAUCAAGAAAAAAUUAAGCGAUUGUUCCAUUAUUUCAACCAGGCUAAUGCUAUAUUUAGAUGAUCUUUUAUGGGUGUUAACUGACACACAGUUAAAGGCAGCUGUAUUGUAUGCCAAUUCACUAAAGGAAACAAUAGAAAAGUCCAGACGACAAAGUAAAAAUUUAGCUGCUGAAAAAUUACAGAGACAGGGUCAUGCUGGGAAUACACCAGUUGUACAACAGCACCAACCUCAGCAGACGUCUGCACACUUUAGUAGAUUUGAUGUGCAGACGACAUCUUAUCACCUGAUCACCAGCAGGAUCGACCUUCACCUAUGUGAUGACAGUUCACCAGAUACAGUUCAUGGUGCUGACCACAAUAAACAAAUAGAAGGCGGAGCUAUGCAGGUUACCAUACACAAGUUGUCAGUAGACAUCUACCCCUAUAAUACUGCUGGUGGUGAAAGAAAACAUUGGUUUUCUUAUAGUGAUAAUCAAGGAUCUCGUAAUCAUUGGGUGCAACAACUAUUUAAUGCAUUCAAGAAAGAAGUUGGUAAAGCAAGAGAGACAUGUUUUACUAAUUCACCUACUCAGUCACCUGCUCAUCAACCAGCCAAUCAGCGAACUCCAGAAAAAAGUUUAUCCAAUCAGAGGACUCCAGAGAAGAUGUCUUCUGCUGCUAGUCAAACUCCACCAAAACCAAAUGCAUCUCCUCAACCAACCAGGAAAACAGCUCAAUCUACCCAAAAACCAAGAACAACCAAACUUUUAGAAAGCUGUAUUGUUUUGAAAAUUGAAGAGUUUACAAUUUACCAAGUGUCGACUGCUGACAAUACACGUAAUACACCAAAGAAGUUUCUAUCAUCUGAUAAGAAGCAGCUCCAUCUACCUUCAGAUACAUCCAUUCUUCAUGCAGAAUAUACUGAGUAUUUCUUCCCAGAAGGCAUUGAUUAUCCAGUGCCUCAUGCAAACCUGUAUAUCUUGAUCAACCCGAUCAGACUGAUGGUGGAUUAUCUAACUUUGUUGUGGACAAACUACUUCCUGUUGAACUUGGCUCAAAGUAUGAGUGUAGAACAAGACAGUCAGAAACCACCAGAACAUAUUGAUAUCAAACUGGAAGCUGUGAUGCCAAGAGUGAUAGUCUCUAUUGAUGAAAAACUGGGAACAGAAUCAGACAGUCCAGCAGGGAUGCAGAUACAGAUAUCUAAACUAACUGGUUCCAAUACACGUGUAGAAGAAGGAGAUACUUUAAAGGACUUGUCUGAUCUCAUAAACACUUAUAGUGGAGCCAAUUUAUUUAACAGUGAUUCAUUCCCAAACGAUCAAAACAGUAUUGUAACCAUUCCAAAACAUUUUGAAAACCAUGCCAAGAUGGCAGACAAUGCAUUUAUUUGUCAGUAUGCAAAAGACUUGCUCAGUCCAAAACUAACACUUUCUGAUAUAUCCCCAGGAACUGAGAUGGGCAAGAAAGCUUUAUCUAAACUGCUGAACACUAAUACAUUAAAACGCAAUGCUAAUCUAGAUUUUUGGAGUUUUACUGCAGAUCAAGUUUGGAUAGAUUUUAUUGGCAUUGCUAAGUCUCGACCUCUACCAUUUGUGCAAGCUGUACCAUUGAAAUUGUGGAUAUGUCGGCCAUUGACUGUAGAUCAAUGGUUUAAUACAUCUAGUCAUUUUAAACUUGUGCCAAAUGAAAAAAAAGACAGUAGAACUUUGACAAGUCCAGAGCGUGAAAUGCGCAAGGCAAGAAUGCUUUUGAAGCAAUACUAUAAUGAGGAUAAGAAGUCGUGCAAUGAUGACCUAGAUAGUAAUAAAAACAGCCAAUCUUGUGACAAUUCAGAGGGGCAGAGCAAUAGUACGGGUGCUGACGGGCAAGUGCAAUCGAAAUAUUUAUGUGAUAUCAAUCUAUUGGUUCAUGUUGGUGGACCAAUCAAAGCUCAGAUGACUCAUUUCCAGUAUUUAUGUUUACUACGUAUCAUGGACUCCUUUACAGUCUUUCAGUCCCAGUUAGCAGCAGAUAUGAAUUAUUUUGAUCAAAGUUCAGCUGCUCCGGUGUUUAGGUUUGCAGUACCAAUCAUGGUUCAUGAAUUGGAAUUUGCAAUGAUUUGUCCAUCAAUUGUCCAGACAUUGCCUAGUACCCAAGUGGAAUUAUCAACAGAUGAUAUAUCUACCAAUGAUAGCAGUUCUUUAUCAGAAGAAAAAAGUAGUUCCCAGCAGGCUGUUCAAGAUAAUCAGAGUUUAGGUAUUGACUUUUAUCCAAAUGAAGACGGCGCACUUCAAGUUCAUCCUGUGAUAACUAAAUCUCUCAGUGAUUCAACAAUCCAAUGUCACAUGCUGGAGGGUAACAUUCAAGGUCAAAUACCAGAGAUUGAAGUUACACAGAAUCUAGCUAUUUAUUCAAACUCAGAAGUGAACUUGACCAGUCAAGGUCAUAGUUACAGUUCUUCACGAACAAAUGAUUCAGGUUACAGUUCAGAAAACAAAUUUAGGCCAACGACAGGAAAGGCAACUAAAAUGAAGAAGUCUUUUGCAACAGCCAUGUUUAGCUUGACAGACAAAAUAAAAACUAAGAUGGAUCUUGCAGACGACAGCAGCUCAAAUGCUGAUGAGGAUACAAUGUCGAUAAAAACUGAUAAUUCAGAUGAUGACCAGGAUUUUGAAUUGCUAACUUUUGAUGAAAAUGAGUUUCCAGUGUUCUCACAUCAUAAAAACAGAUCAGAAACUGGGUCAGAAACAGACACUCAAGAUGGCAUGUCAACUAUGGGAGCAGAACUGGAUGCUGCUGUUGCUAAAGGGAGAGAACAGAUUUCUGUGAUACUAUAUAAACUGUGUCAGAUUGAACUAAUACUUCAAAGUGAUGGACAGGAUACUACAGCAAGGAUACAGUCACAGAAACUCUUAACUACUCAGCCUGGCAACAUGUGUUAUGAAAACUUCUUUUCUACUUUUGUAUCAAGGAAAGGUUUCAUGCAUACUUUGGCAGACAAUACAGAUGAUACUUCUCAAGAAUCCUUUCCUGUCAGAUUCAAACUGGUUUCUGGACCCUCUGUACCAGAAGCUUGUCUACAGCAUGGAAUACCUAAACCUACAGUGGAAACAAGUUUAAUGGACGUCAGGGCACAGAACUUUGGAAUGAAGUUUACAAUGUCUGGCCUCACUAGCAUGAUGACCUUUAUUGAGGACACUGUCAGCUCUGUUGCCACACCGAUGCAUGUAGAUGUUGACAGAUUCUUGUUGACCUUACAGGAUGAUGCAGUGCCAGUCAUUCAGGAUUCUGAGGUUCCUCCUGCUACAGAACUUAUGAUUAGUAGGCUAAAAAUAACUAGAGGUCAGGACGGAGUUCUCCAUCUCAAAGGUCAGACAAAAGAAGGAGACAAUGGGGAGGAGGAAGCAGCAGAACACAAAGAAGAUGCAUACGUUGAAAUGAAUAAUCAUGCAGACGACAGCAUUGUUCAAAAAUUGAAAAUGAUUUCAGAAGAAAAUAGGAACCUUAAAAUUUUACUGGAAGAAAUGUCACUGCAGAAAUUGAAACUGCAAGAAAAAGUUAACACAAUCUCUAUGGAACUAUCAACAAAAUGUGACACUCUUCAAGAAGAGAACAAAUCCUUGGAGGAACAUUUAACGAAAAUGUCACAGCUGACGAAUUCUAAGAUUGAAAUGGGCAUUAGUGCUAUUGAGAAUGAAAAUUUAAAAUUACAAGAAAAAGUUUUGUCUUUAGAAGAUGAAGUGAAGCAUAUAAACCAGGAAAAAGAAUCUUUGAUCUCUACUUUAAAAUUAAUGCAAGAUGAGUUGAUGCAGUCAGAACAAUUACACCAUAAACGCACAUUGUCAAAUACUUCAUAGCAUAAUACAGUUACAUUCCAAUAAGGAGAGUUUGUGUUUUUGGUUUUAUUUAUUUGGCUUUUCACUAAUUUAUCCAUAUCAGCUUCAUUUAUUAUUUAUUUUUGUACAGUAUAGUAAUAUUCUAGCAUGAAAAACUUUGAGUUAAUUAACCCUACAAAAAUUGGUGACAACAAAAAUUGCUUUUCAAUUUUUGUUUGUUUGUGAAAAUCACACACAUAAAGGGAGAAAAAGACUUCGACCAUUUGUAUAUCAAUUAACGAAGUUCUUUUUAUUAGGCAUGUGAUGGAUGAUCUUGAAGAGACGAGUCCUUGUAUAAAAUCUUAUCUAUAAAACCACAAAAUUGAAUAUCCACAAUCAGAAUUCCAUAAAAGCAACCUUUUCUUAAAACUUUCUAUCUAGAAAAAAAGCAAGAGAAUGAGUUGGGGAAGGGGGACCUUUUGUCUAGAAAACUUAUUUAUUCACAAAAAUAUUAACAAGCGUAAAAAUGAAACAAAAUUAUAAUGGAAAUAAAAUAAUGUAUUAACUUUGGUUCACUGCAUUUGGUCAAAUCAUCUGUUCUGUUGACCAGGAUAUUUUUUUCACUACAUUGUAAAUAUAGCCACAACCAAACUUUAUUCUAAGAGGGAACCUUAGCUACUUAUAUAACUAAAUCUUUGCAGAAACCCUCAUCAUAGAAAAACACAGGUUUUAUAAAAAUGAUAAAUACAUACAUCAUAUACAUAGUUUUUAAAACGAAAAAAUAAUAUGCAAUUUGUUUUACAUUUAAUAUAUAACUGUCACAUGACUGUGUAAAAUAUGUAAACAUAGUUAAUCUUUUAUUACUGUAUUGAUGUAAUAUGUAAAUGUUGUGGUCUGCAAAAAGUAGUAUUUGAGCUGCAUCGGAUAGAAGUUGACCUUAGUUCGAAAUACAUGCAUUACACUAUGACUGAUUGGGAAAUAAAAUUCUGACAUUUAAGGUCAGUGUUGAUCUGAAUUUUAAGAUUCUUACAACAUAUCCAAAUUUAGAAACGGUUGAAGCAUUUGCAUGGAAAUUUCUCCAUCAAAUAUAGCGGACUGCAUGUAUUUGUAUUUAUUUGCCUAAGGUCGAUUACUAUCUGACGCAGCUCAUUUCUAAACCUUUCAGAACAAAAAUAUUUUUCCACUUUUUUUUAUAUCAUAUCUCAAUCUGAAUGUCAAUAUUUUUGUUUUGUUGUCUGUGUAAUCAUUUAUUAAUUUAUUGCAAUUACUGAUUAUGUUUCCAAUAUUAGAGAUAUAUGCAAUGGGAAACAAAGCCUUGAUAAGAACUAUAUACCGGUACUUGACUAUACAAACUAAAUGGGAAUAACGUGGCAUAUUGUGUUGGGUGUAACAAUAAUUUUGACUAAGUAAAUGCAUUACACAUUUAACGUCACAGUACCCAAAUUGCACCUAUUUAGCAAAAAUAGCUGCGGAAAUCUUACUAGUUUUCUUAGAGACUAAACAAUUUGUAUUUUUAUGAUUUGUCAUUAUGCACGUCUUUCAGCAUAGGUAAAUAUAUUUAAAUAUACACAAAAGGUUCACAGUAUAUAUCAACAGAUGAAGUAUUCACUGUAAAAAGUAAAAUGUACGGAAACGUCGCCAUACGAUGUCCACAAAAAGUCAUCUUUUAAAAAUGAGCAAAUAAGAUAUAUUACAAGCAUCCAUUUCUUAAAAAAAGAAUAGUAAGCAUGGACUUAUGUCAAAUUGUUCUAAAUAUUUGAAGAAAUAAAACAAAACAUCUGUUAUUCGAUUUUUAAGGAUGUGAAUUUAAGCAUGGAUGCAAUUUGGGUACUCCUAAUUACAGAAUCAUGAUGGAUCUUUUGGAGAUGUUCAAAGCCAUUUUUCUAUGAUUCAAUAUGGAUUCAAAAUUAAAUUGGUAGAACCAUAUAGUAAAUAAUGAUACAUCUACAAAAUAAAAACUGAAUGGAAACUUUUGUCUGGAUCAUAAAUAAACGUAGGUGAAAAAACUAUCAAAAUAGGUGCAAUUUGGGUAUCCUCACGUUAGGGAUCUUCUUUUACUUUGAUGGUCCAUAUAUUUUAGUGUUGGCCAUUGGGGUUAAGUUGAUAGUUAAGGUUAGAUUUAAGGACAGGGCUAGUGUUAGUAUUAUGUUUAGGGUAAGGGUUAGUUAUACCCCCAGUCAUAGUGGGGGGCUAUAUUGCAUUCACCCUGUAAGGGCUAGUGUGAGGGUAAGGUUUAGAACCAUUUAGGGUUAGAGUUUAUUAGUAUAGCUCUAUAUGGGUUGGGACCCCUUAAGAAAAAAUGAAAAAUUCAUAACAGUCUUUUUACCACCUUAAGGUUUGUAUAUCCAGGAAUACAGUUUGUCAUACCGAAGAGUUGUUUCAGGUUGUAAAUAGUUCUAAAAUUGGAAACAAAAGUCAUUAAUUGGAGAAUGGACUUUUCUGAAUUUGAUUUUCAUGCUUCAACCAUAUCAGCUGUCAGUAAAACUUGAUUAUAAUCAGGUUGUAUGUGAUGGAAACUUUUUUUCUAUAUGUUCUGUUUAUAUAACUUAUGCCACUUUUUCACAUAAGAGUUUUUAUAUUUUAAGUCUUACAAUAUACCCUGACCAUGAAGGAGCAUCAGUCACAAAUGAGAGCAAAUAUUUUCUAUUUACAUAAUCAUGAUUAGUCACAAUCAUAUUGUCCUCCCAUAGUCAUGACUUACUACAAAAUAUGACCUAUCACUGGAUUAACAUGCCAUUUUCAACUUAAUAAGUUCCAGAAGUGGAUCAGGAAAUGUUACUCCACCAGAGAACAUACAUUCAACCCCCACUCUUUGGAGUUCAUAUUGCUUAGUCUGUUAUUUUCUGUGUGAUUGUUUGUGGAUCAUUAUUUGUCUUUUGCCUGUGGAACCUUGUGACUUUUUUCAUAUAGCUUUUGUAUUUUCUGUCUCCCUUUAAGUUUUGAUUGUUGUUGAUCUCAUGGUCUCCUUCCUUUUCGUUUAUUUAUACUGAAGAUUCAUUAUUAGUCAUGGGAUACCAAUUUUUGGUGGAUUUCGUGGGUUAUGGUGAACUUUGAAUUUAAAUGGUCAACGAAAUACAUAUUUUCCAAAGGCUUGUUUGCAGAUUUUUGCAAAACCAGGAAAUCAAAUAUCCCAAAACAUACAUUUUUUCCUCAAUCCACGAAAAUUGGUACCCACGGAAAUAAAUGAAUCCACAGUAUCUGUUAAUUGUCAGCAGCGAAAAAAGUAUAACAAAAAUAACGAACUCCAAGGUAAAUACAAAAAGAGUAGGUCCGUAAAAGCAAAAAUAUGUUUUCCCCAACUAAAAUAUCAAUUAGUACACAUCCAACAGAUUAAUUGUAAAGCAUUCAUAAACAGUGUAAGAAAAGUAUGACCUUGUGCAAUACAAAAAACAAGUAUCAACAGGAUGUAGGAUUAUAAGAUUUCAUAACUAUUGUCAUGAUAAAUAAUAUAAUAGGACUUACCAGUAUCUCAUAUGCUGCUCAAAUAUUAUUUGUUAGUAGUUAUUUAGAGGUCUCAUAUUUAUGUUAUCUGUGAUAUUUUGGUUUUAGGCAAAAGGCAUUAAUGUUCAAGUUCUCAUGUUUCUAGGCUGGGUUUUCUUUUGAAAAUAAUGUAUGUUAUAAAUGUGGAAAUGCUUUUCCACCUAAUUUCAAAUGAUUUUCUUCAGUGCUUAUAUGUGACACUGUAGGAUAAUUGCAUUGGUAUUGGUGAAUAAUUUCCAAGAUGAACUUACCAUAGUAAGUUAUUCAAAGAUUUAAAAAGAUUUAUGGACUGUCUAUAAUUCUGAAAAUGAAAAAGAGUUUUUCUUCUACAAUAUCUUGGAAGGGCAGUAGCACUCAGAAGAAAUGUAGUCCUUCAGUUUGAAAGACCAUAGAUAAGCUGUUUAUCUCUAUAUCCUAGGCAACCUCGAUGAUGUUUGGCUUGUGACGUCUUCACAUUCUCACUAUACUUGACUGAGUAUCUUGUGAUGGAAAAUUAUUAUACAAAAAGAUUAAAUGAAAGUUUAAGAAAAUGAUGAUAAUAAAAUGAUUUUGAACUGAUCAAUGGCAUCAUUAUAUUAUACUGCAUGCAGAUAUUUGGAGAAAAAGGGUACCCUUAUUCUAUUUUGCUCUUCCUUGCUGUCAGGAAAAAAACUCAUGGGUAAUAAGUUCUGAUGUUACAGAUUCGCAGGAAAACAAGAGAAAUGUGCAAACACGAAGUAGUACUUUUUCACUGCUUUUAUUGAAUUGUGAUUUCAAAUGAAAAUGAAAACUAUUGUUAGUUUUUGUUUAUAAUUAUAUGCCAUAGAAAUUCAAAACCUCAGUAUAUAUUUUUAUAAUUAUGUAUGGAUUUAUGUAUCUUUUUACCAAUAAUCAUUUUUAUUAUGCCCCACCUAGGGGCAUUAUGUUUUUCAGUCUGUUUGUCCGUUCGUUCGUCUGUCUGUUCGUUUGUUCGUCCGUCUGUCCCGCUUCAGGUUAAAGUUUUUGGUCAAGGUAGUUUUUGAUGAAGUUGAAGUCCUAUCAACUUGAAACUCAGUACACCUGUUCCCUAUGAUAUGAUCUUUCUAAUUUUAAUGCCAAAUUAGAGUUUUGACCCCAAUUUCACGGACCACUGAACAUAGAAAAUGAUAGUGCGAGUGGGCCAUCCGUGUACUAUGGACACAUUCUUGUUCAUCCUAAAUACACAUGAUUUUGGUACAAAAUUCAUCUUCUAAGUCUAGGAAGUUCUUCUAUUUAUAAGCAUUUGUUUUAAUCUUUCUAAAAAAAAUUCAUUUAGAAAUUAUGGUAGUUCAAGUGUGAUUUGUUAAAUUUAUCAUUUAUAGCUAUUAUUGUUACAGGUAUGAUAAAUGAACAGCAAUAAACACACUGUUCCUUUGCUUUUUUUGUGUGUGUUUUUUUGCUUUGAAUGUACUGAAUUUGUGUCAUGGGUGGAUACCCCAUAUCCUUUGUUUUCCUAUCAAUUGUAAUGUUUGACACUAUUUGCAAUGUUAUUUUGAUCUUUCAUCCAAAACAUAAGUUGGAUAUCUUCGCAAAUUGAGAAAUUUUAAAGGUGUAAGAAAGUUCCAUUUUAUCCCCCUUUUAUUUCGCUGAAUUUGUUGGUUUGUGAAAUGAUCUCUAUAUUUCAUAGCAUUACAAUUCCAUUAGUUAUAUGUACUAUGUACAUUUAAUUUGAAAAACUUUUUCUCAUGUCCAACAUGUUAGUUUGAUGUAACAAUUUAUGAACAAUUUAUAAUUUGAUGUAAAUAUCUUAAUUGUUAAUUUUCUUAGUUAUUCAUAAUUAGCUGUUGCUGCUUAGUGAUUGCUGAAAUAAGUUUUAUAAAUGAGUGCUAGUCUGAGUUAGAUAGAUUGAUUAAUUGAUUGUUGCUUACUAAAUAGUGUGUAGUUAAUAUAUCAUGCAUAUUCAUAUUGAAGGAAAAAGAAUUGUGUUGUUAGCAAAAUUCACAUUACAUCGAAGUUUGAAAAAUAUUUACCAGGUACAUCAAUUCAAUACUUAACAUUCCAGACAAAGGACUAGUGGUACAUAAAAAUUCAUAAAUAUGUAGAUCAUUUUUUUAUAGACGAUAUUUAGAAAUUUCUUUUUCACCAAUUAAAAAAAAUUUGUGCCAGGAAAACAGAAGUUCUUUUUUUAAUUUACAAUGUCGCAGUUUGAAAAUCAGUGUCCAGGGAAGUUGCAAAAGGUUUUGGCAACAGCAGAAGUAAAAUUCUUGUUUUUUAUGCCCCAUCCGUAGCGGAGGAGGCAUUCAGUUUUACCCUUGUCCGUCUAUACGUAUGUACGUCUGUCCGUCUGUACGUUCCAAAAUUGGUUUCCGUUCUCUAACUGUAGUUUGCCUCAACCAAAUGUUAUGAAAUUUAUACACAAUGCUUAUUACCACAAAACACAGAUGAAUGGUGGCGUCAAUUUUACCGUUCUAGAGUUAUGACCCUGUACAAAUGGAAAAAAUGCUGAAUUUUUCGUUUCCAUUCUCUAACUUUAGUUUGCCUCAACCAAAUGUUAUGAAACUUAUACACAAUGCUUAUUACCGCAAGACACAGAUCAAUUUUGAAUUUUGGUGGCGUCACUUUUACAAUUCUAGAGUUAUGCCCCUUUACAAAUGGAAAAAUUGCUGAAAUAUUGGUUUCUGUUCUCUAACUUUAGUUUGCCUCAACCAAAUGCUAUGAAACUUAUAAACAAUGCUUAUUACCACAAAACUCAGAUCGUUCAAAUUUUGGUAGCGUCACUUUUACAGUUCUUGAGUUAUGUCCCUUUAUAAUGUGAUAUGCAGGCAGGGGCAUCAUCUGAUGGGUCACAUUCCCCAUUUAUUUCAUUCAUAUAAAGAGUACCACAUAAUUUUAGAUAUAGUUGUUAACCAUGCAUGGAAAGAGUUCAUCUAAUUAAACAUUUAUUUGAACAAAAUGUAAUCAAAUCAUUAUUAAAUAAGUGAUUUGACUGGACAUAUUUGAUUUGAUUUGCAUACCUGUUUAUAGUGUAGGCAUUGACAAUUACAUGUAUUUAAAACAAAUGUCAAGGUUGCUUUAUGCAUGAUGGUUUGCUGUGCUUAUUUCUUUUGAAAGAAUAGUCCUUAGUUUUGCAAUGGGUAUUGUACCAUUUUUGUAAAAAGGUUUACUUUAUUCAAUUGUAUAUGUAAAGCUCUUAUAAAAACAAUUUUUUUAUUUGUUGGUUAUUCAUAAUAUAGUUUCAAAAUUUCGUCUACAGGAUAUUUCUACCUGUAUUCCACCAACAGUUCUAUUGUAUGUUUGAAAUACAGUAAAGAAAAAUCUCAGCCAUACUGUAAUUUUGUUUUAUUUACAGUAGUUGAAUUUGAACUCUAAAGCAUAUUAUGAUCAUUUCACCAUUAUUCAUGUGUAUGUUACAUUUUCAUAUACUAUAAACUCAGAAAUGAUGUUUUUGUUAUUGCCAAAAUUGUUACGGGAUUAUAGGUUUCGCAAAAAUAAAAUCUUGCAUUUUAAAUUUUGAUAGCAUUAUUUGAUUGUAGCAUUUCAUGAAGUCACAUUUAUUGAUUUCACAUUUUGGUCAAAUUUUCAACAAUUGCAAUGAUAAAUUUAAGUAAACAUUUCUGAAUUUACAGUAUAUGUUGUACCAUCAUAUUGAUGUUUUUAACAUGACUUUGCUGCAUUUUCAUAUAAAGUUUACAGUAUUGGUUUUAUUAGGAUUAAAAUGAUUAUUCUACAUUUGAGUUAGUUUUUAUCAUACAUUCUUUAUCAAUUUUUCAGAAUUCAAAAUUAUUUAAAAUUCAAAUAAUUCCUUGUUUUAAAGUUAUUAUGGAUUCAUGCUGAGAUUUUUGAUGGUGAACAAACCUUUUAUUAAAAAUCAUAUUCCAUAUUUACAAGGGUGUCUAUGUUUCCAGUGUUCUGUCAAUGCUUGUACAAUGAAAUGGUUCAUUUAGAAACGAAAAGCUCUGAGAAACAAAGCAUUACAACUGGAAUGACUCAUCUGUAUUAUAUGUUGAGGCUAAUAUGAUUAAGAAAUCCAUAACUUUAUAGUGUUAUAUGUAUACAUUUAUAGAGGCUCAUAAUAGUUUUCAUUUAUGCAUUGCUUGCUUUUGUUUGCUUUUUAUAUAAUUGUUUUCUUUGUUAUUUGUUAAUUUCUAGUCUCAUUUAUUAUAUGUAUUAUGCAAUUAUUUAUAUGCUUGUCUUUUUUAAGUGGCAGUCUGACAGAAUCUGGCACUGUGAAAUCUUUUUUUUUUUUUGGGGGAGGGGGGGGGGGGGGAUGAGGGUUCUGGAAUUCACAAUAAUUAAGAAUAUGCAAAAAAAUCUUAUAUUGUUAUUGGUGUUAUUAGACCUUGAAAAGAAUCAGAUAUCUUACAGUCCUGACACUGUUCAAGAUUAAAAUCGUCUGUUCGUUUAUUUUUCAAAUUGUUACUUUUAUUGUUAUGGGCAGAUUCUUUUAGAUAAUUUAGUAAAUGAGUUGUCUAUUUAUGUUAUUUGUUCAGAUAUUUGAUCUCAAAUGGUGAAUUAUGUCUGUUUCAUAUAUUAAAUGUACCUUAUACCCAAAAACUAAAUAAAUUGUCAUGUAUUUCUGCAAACUAACUACAACAAACAAAAUGUAAUUUAAAAGGUAUUUGUGCAAAAACUAUAUAUCAACAACCUUCAUGAAUGUAUGAAAGAUUAAAACUGUUUUGUUUAUCACUUACAGAUAAUUUUGCUGUGAAGUAGUCUAACUUGUUAUUAAAAACGAUAAAAAAAAUUUAAUAUAGCAUAAAAUAACAAUGAAAGUUAAAAGUAAAAUACUAUCAGUGUGAUCUUUAAAGCAGCAGUAUCUUCAGUUUUCACCAAAAAAUAGGUUGACAUUUUUUUCAGGAAUAUAGUACAUUCGGUUUAUAAAAUACAAAAAAUAUGUGUUUUGACCCCAAUUUAAAAGUUUUUUUCACAAUAAUUUAUUUUUUUUUGCAAGAAGUUGAACUUUUAUUGGUCUGACAAAAUUUUCUUUGAAACCUGCCCAUAUUCAUAUAACUGAAUAAAAGAGCAGGUCUACAUAGUUCUAUUUAAUAAUAAGAUGUGUUACCCAAACAACAUUGAAAUCUCCUAAAAACAGAAAAAAAGUGUAGUAUUAGCCUUAGCUAGACAUGCCAGAAACUUUCUUUAUUAAAGGGAAACCAUGCUACCGGUGAUGGGUUUAAAGGCCUGAAUGAACUUGUAACAUAACAAAGCUGAAAAAGUCUAACAAGCAUGUGAAAAAUCAGAUUUUACCUAUAAACAAAUGUGGUCAGCCUAAAGGCCCAUUAAAGGGUACACAACAGAAUAAAACGUAGAAAAACAGAUUUGUUAUUGAAAGUACUGUUUGACGAAAGCUUUUUAAAUUUUAGAUUUUACCACAAUACACCCUUAAUCAAAUUGAAUUUUUUUUUUGCAUUUACAGUUAAAGAAUUAAGUAAGUUUUACUGACACUAAACCUUUAUAUGUAACUUUGGUUUGCCAUCUAAGAAACUGAACACAAGAAGAAUGUGUUUCAAUACUUUUAUGAUUGACAGUUUUAGAAACCUUUGAUGUGAAUAGCAUGCUUCCUGAUAUAUAAAAUAUUAUACAGUAAAGUCAGGUUUAAGUUUUUAAUCAGUCUAUAAUUAAGAAAUUAUUCAUGAUAUUGUAUCAGUUUUGUAUAUGCCAAUCAAUUUAAAAUUGAAAGAUUUCUUUAUUAUUUAUAGUGCUUUGUUUUGUUGAUUGUUGUACCAGGAUUUGUGCCACCAUACAUAAUUAUGUUAUAGGUAUAGAAAUAAAUUUUUCACCUUUA